AUGAGAGUUUCCCUCCGGUAUCCUCAACUACUUCCAUCCAUCCGACACGCAUCUUCUUCCCCCAUACCCGACUUUCCCCUUCCUGAAAUACACCUCGGUCUAACCCAUCGAAAUCGCUAUCAUCAACAUUACGACUCCACCCUCUCUACCGACCUAAUGUACAUGUCCUAUGAUCCUCGUAUAUCUCAUCGACCUCUUUCAUCACCUCCCACACUCGAGCCUCAAACACCUUAUGAACUCAACCGUCCCACUCCACCUCUUCGUGGUAAUCGUCCCGCACGUCCCUCCACCAAACCCAUCACACCGGAAACCAUCCCCAAACUCGAAUCUAUCGUUCUACACACCAUGGUCAAAGAAGCCAUCGGGAGAAAACAAAACCUCUUAUCUGCCAUACAAGCCUUACGUGUGAUUUCUGGCGAAUCGCCCAACGGAGGUGGUCGACCAGGUUCAUCAGGAGUGCAGAUCGUCAAUUCUAGAAUCGGUGCUUCAGCGUUUAACAAGCUCCGAGCUGGUAUGCCCAUCGCUGCCAAGGUGGAAAUUAAGGGAGAAGCCAUGUACGAUUUCAUACAAUCACUCGUGGAUUUCGUACUUCCUCGUAUUCGAGAUUGGCCCGGAGUGCCAUUACCCCCUUCAUCAGCGAACAAAAUGUCACCCAGUGCUUUGGCGGGUAUCGUCAGUUUCGGUCUGCCUGCAAAUGCCAUGGGAUUGUUUCCCCAGAUCGAAUCGAACAUUGAUAGUUAUCCGAGAUUACAUGGGUUUCAUAUGUACUUCAAGACGAACGCGAGGGGAGAAAGGGCUCAGGAGCAGGCGAGGGCUUUGUUGAGUGGAUUCAGGAUACCGUUCUACAGGAAGUAG
This is a messenger RNA of Tremella mesenterica DSM 1558, 855 nucleotides long. RefSeq lists its product as uncharacterized. Gene Ontology annotation, biological process: translation. The record is from RefSeq and is a predicted model, not a curated record. The transcript has a single exon. Lineage: Eukaryota; Fungi; Basidiomycota; Tremellomycetes; Tremellales; Tremellaceae. Gene Ontology annotation, cellular component: ribosome; cytosolic large ribosomal subunit. Gene Ontology annotation, molecular function: RNA binding; structural constituent of ribosome. Bases 1 to 855 code for a protein of 284 amino acids.